CUAAGUAAACAGAAGCGCAAUAUACUAAAUUUAAAGGGAAACGCAAUUUCCAUAUUGAUUGACUUGUAAGAAAGAGUAGCUUUGAUUCUUACAAUAAAUAGUUUAACGACAUAUUAUGGACGGAAGUAUAGUGAAAUUUUAUUGAUUUUUGAACACGUUUAUAUGGCUUUUUUUAAUAAUAUCCUCGGUCGGAAUUACUUGAAGGAGCUGUCUGUAUUGUUGUAUUUUGUUAUUCUGCUUUGCUGCUGUCAUGUUUCCUGUGUUUUUGUUAAUGUCACAAGAAGUCAACGAGAUAUUCUUUCUUUUCCUGGUAUUUUGAAAGAUAAAUUAUGUGCUUCAUUUUGUCAAAAGAGAAAGUCAUUUUAUGAUGGGUAUUCGAAAAGCCAGGAAAUUUGUAUUUGUAAAUGUCGUAGCGACUUUAGAACAUUUGUCGCAGCCAAGUCGGAAUGCGUGGCUGAUAAAAAUCUACGCAAUGCAGGGAAAUCUCCUUUGAAAUUUUUACUAUAUGAAGAGGAAGGGGCUUAUAGCCCUCUUUACAUCACACAAUUUGACUCAAAUGCAACAGAAAUUUUGUUUAAAGUACCAGCUCUAGAUGAUGAAGAUAAAAAAUGCAUUCUGAAUGAUUUUGAAGUUCUUAGUAUGAUUAGUCAUGGAAAUACCUUGGAUUGGAAUUCAGUGAAAAGUGAUGUAAAUUAUACUAUGAAAGAACUUGAUGAUAGUGACAUUGAGAAAGAUUAUCCCUGGAUUAAUGACAAACAUGAAGGUUGGAUUAUGUUAACAUUAAAUUGGACUAUCAAUCCCAAUACGUUUACUGGCCGUAUCAUGAGAUUAAAUGUGACUUGCGAAGGCCAAAAAAAAGGCAACAAAAAAACGACAAACGUGUCUGGUUUUAUGGUCUUUAAAGUCAAUGGGACGCUCAGAGUUCCUGAUAGGAGCUUUAAAACAUCUACUAUGUCUAUGGCUCCCAUCAUGUCCACCACUCACAGCCUUACUCCUGCGCUGUCUUCUAAAUCAAUACUGACUACAUCCAGUGAUACAGUGGUGGUUGUAUCUACAAAAUUUAUAUCAAUGACAUCAUUGUCGAUGGAAUCAUCAUCACUUGUUUCUAUGAUAUCAUCGGAAUUUAUAUCAGUGACAUCAUCAUUACAUGUGCUAAUGACAUCAUCGUCAUUUCAGCCAUUGACGUCGCCAUCAUUCAUACCAAAAUCAUCGAAAUUUGAAACAACCAGGUUCACCUCGACUAUGUCUUCAAUGAUGAUUCUCAAUUCCUCAUCACCAGCUGUAGCAGGUCCAAUGAAUGCGUCAAAGUCACCAAACACUGCAGCAGUCACGGGUGGUGUUGUAGCAGGAGUUGUUUUAUUAUUGCUUGGUCUGGCAUUGCUUGUGUAUACUUUGCGAAAGAGAAGAAUGGAUAUAAAGAGACGAACACAUUCUGAUCUUGGGCAAUUAGAUCCAUAUCAUCCAAGUCUCUCUAGUCUGCCCGACGCCAUUCCAGCUUUAAACAACCCAUUAAAUGAUGGAAUAUAUGUAAACCCUGAAGUGAUUGAAGAUGAACGAGAUCGUCGCUCAGGAAUCAUGGCUGUUGAUUCAGCAGCUUACGAUGCAUGUAUAAUUGUGGAGAACCCUUCAGCUAAUCGUGAGGCGACGAGUAUGUAUGAUAAUGUCCCGGAGCCGCCAGAAAAUAUGUAUAAAGCCUUGGAUCCGACCAAAAGAGAACCUUCUGCGAAAUAUGAAAGUUUAAUCAAACCAACUGGCCAUGAGUAUUCAACUGUUGCUGAUAUAUCAGGCGACCCUGUGCGAGAGCCGCUAUAUUCAGAAAUUGAUCAGCUGCAACCAACAGUUCAAAUCAGGAACGCUAAUGGACUCACCGCGCCACCUCUUGAACCCCGCAAAUCUGAACCUAUAUAUAAUGUGCUUGAAAAUAGUGGAGAGGUGGCGACACCUGGGAAUAGUACCAACCAUGUGCAACCACCGCCUUUAGCCCCCAGAAAUCCUCUAACGUCUAGAGAACCAAUGAGCCGCCAAAAACCCCUCGCCCCAGCCGUUAAGGAACAGUCGAUAUGUAACCAACUUGAGAAUAGGGAAGGCAAGGAGGAGUCUAUUGAAGUUGAUGAUGAAAAUGGACCUGUUUAUUCUGUACUGGAAAAUUAAAGCGAUAUUGCUGGAAUUGCCCAAUAAACGUUGCAUGGCCUUGGGAACUAGCUUUUACCAUAUCAACAUGAUCUGAAUCGAUACGCGACCGAAUUGUUUCAAUUUUUCAUCAUGCAAUGAAGCGAUUAUUUAUAUUACAAAGCUUGAACCUUCAGUUAAGUUAUCAAUUAUCAUUACAGACGAUUACAAUGAUAUAAAUAUAAUCUUUUAUAUAAUGUUUGUAUUUAUUCUCCACAAAUCGCUGAGCGAUGCAAUAUACCCAGUCUGAGGUUGUAUUUAAUAUUGAGGUAAGAAAAACACAAAAAAAAAAAAAAAAACAAAAAAAAACAACAUCUUAAGC
Dendronephthya gigantea is the source of this 2491-nucleotide messenger RNA. RefSeq lists its product as uncharacterized. The record is from RefSeq and is a predicted model, not a curated record. The coding region runs from base 163 to 2151 and encodes 662 amino acids. NCBI's taxonomy places the organism in Eukaryota, Metazoa, Cnidaria, Anthozoa, Malacalcyonacea, Nephtheidae. The transcript has 12 exons.